Penicillium odoratum is the source of this 1782-nucleotide messenger RNA. RefSeq names its product FAD-dependent oxidoreductase. The coding region runs from base 1 to 1782 and encodes 593 amino acids. The record is from RefSeq and is a predicted model, not a curated record. NCBI's taxonomy places the organism in Eukaryota, Fungi, Ascomycota, Eurotiomycetes, Eurotiales, Aspergillaceae. Gene Ontology annotation, molecular function: FAD binding; oxidoreductase activity. The transcript is spliced from 3 exons.
AUGCUUUCAAAUACUAUGUUAUAUUCUCUGCUUGCUUUCGCAGGCGUCGCAGUAUCCGCAAAGUCCUGCCGGUGUCUCCCCUCAGACUCUUGCUGGCCUUCCCAAGCUGAAUGGCAAAGUUUGAACCAGACAGCCAAUGGCCACGUACAUGCUCUAAGGCCCUUGGCAGCUGUCUGCCAUGGGUCUGGGUAUAAUUACACCGCAUGCAAUAUCGCUAAGAGAAACGAGAAUGACGAACUUUGGAGAUCCAAUCAGCCAGGUGCCGUGGAUUGGCCAAACUGGGAGGCGUGGCCUGCUCAAAACCAGUCAUGCUACAUCGACUCGAAGAAAACAAUGCCGUGUGGACAAGGCCGGAUAUCGCGAUACACCCUCCAGGCCGAGUCGGUGGAGGAUAUUCAGGCUGGCGUGCGUUUUGCCAGCAUGUAUAACCUGCGCGUGGCUAUUAAGAAUACUGGCCAUAACCAUGCUGGCCGAUCUGUUGCUCCGGAGUCGCUGCAGAUCAACACCCACUUGAUGACCAAUAUGACAAAGCACACAAACUUCAAGCCUGCCGGCUAUGAUGGUGAAGAUGGAGGGGUGGGUCUUGCAGCAACCCUUGGCGCCGGUGUUCAGUUGUAUGAUAUGUACAGGUGGUUGGGCGAGAAUGAUAUCAUAGCCGUCGGUGGGUCCGCAGCCGGCGUGGGUGUCACUGGAGGAUACAUCCAGGGAGGAGGUCAUUCUCUGCUUGCUGGUAUCCAUGGCAUGGCCUCUGAUAAUGCUUUGGAAUUCAAUGUGGUUGUUGCAAAUGGGAGCCACUUGACUGCCAACGCUUACCAGAACGCAGACCUCUUCUGGGCGCUCCGGGGAGGAGGCGGCGGAACUUGGGGCGUUGUCACCUCCGUGACUGUGCGGGCCUUCGAGGACAAACCGAUCGUGAGCUUCUCCAUUUCCGGCGGAGCGCAAUUCCAGUCAGAGGAGUACUGGAAAGCAGUCGAGUAUUUCCACGCCUUCCUGCCCGAGUUCAACGAGGCCGGUGGUAGUAUGUACUACUGGCUGAUCCCUGACUAUCCCGAUUCCACGGCUGGCCAGAUCUCUGCGAUCACCGCCGAAGGUGGCUUCGGUAACGCGACCAGCAAGGCGGCCGUCGACAAGAUCAUGCAACCAUUCAUAUACGCACUUGGAAAUAUGACUGGCUCGGCCUUUAACUACACAUCGACCUAUGUCCCGAAGGCAACGUCAAUGUACAUCGAAUUAACCGAGAGCACCAGUGGAGUCGGCUCACCCGUCAUCCUUGGUUCGCGUCUGGUGACACGCGACUUCAUGAAGUCAGCCGAAGGACCAGGAAAGGUCACAGAGGCUCUUCGAAGUCUGCGCGUGUAUCCAGGAAAUACAACUGUGGGUGAAAAUGCUAUCCAGGGUCUCGUUGUCGCUGGACCCGCCGUGUGGGCCAACGCCGGUGUUGUCAACAGUGCGUUGCAUCCUAUCUGGCGUCAAGCACAGGUCCAUCUCAUCAUUGCGCGUGGGUGGGACACCGACACAUCAUUCGCUGAACAGCAGAAGAUCCAUCGAAAUUUGACUGAGGUCGAGGUUCCGAUUCUUAAGAAGCUGGAUCCCGCACCGGAGGGUGGCUGCUAUCUCAAUGAGGCCGACGGCUAUGAGGAAGACUUCCAAGACAGCUUCUGGGGCUCCAAUUACCCGCUUCUCUAUGAUGUCAAACAGAAAUGGGACCCUGAGAAUCUUUUCAUUGUUCGGACUGGUGUUGGCAGUGAGGAUUGGGAUGCUGAAGCUUUGUGUCCUGUAUGA